Molecule: messenger RNA, 759 nt
Organism: Rhagoletis zephyria (snowberry fruit fly)
Lineage: Eukaryota; Metazoa; Arthropoda; Insecta; Diptera; Tephritidae
Source: RefSeq, a predicted model, not a curated record
AUGGUUGGACAGGUCAAGGAGAUGCUGCUGCCGCCCAAAACUGGCAAUGAUCAGGUGAAAACAAAUGCCGCCAGCACCCCAACUCCAGUCAAACCGCCGACCACCAAGUCACCAAUGAACACUUCAACUGUGUCACCUUCACACCCACCGAAAAGCAAGAUGAUCUUUGCAGCCAAGUCCAAGCCUGGUCCCUUUUCUUCAGCUGCUGCUUCUCAACCGUUUUCUGGGCUUUACAAGCGAAUGGCCGAAGAGGAUGAAGUGGGCGUCACCAGCAACAGCAACAGUCAGCCAAACAAGAAGAAAGCGGUCACUGUGGAACUGCAGAUUGAUGGUCCACUUGGUGACGAGGAUGACUAUGGUGACGUAGCCAUCGAUGACAGUGCUGGUGGCGGCAACAUUGAGCUGGCGAACAUCAGUGCCAAUCCAAUCAACAAUGUUUCAAAUGUUUCCGAAAAACAUCGACGUCAACCGACUCAAUCAGGAAAGCAUCCCUGCACUGAGCCGAACUGUGGCAAGCACUUCUUAAGCAACGCUGAACUGAAGCGUCACAUGCGAACGCACACCAAAGCCAAACCAUUUGGGUGCACCUUCCCCGGCUGCUCUAAAGAGUUCAGUCAGCGCGAAAACGCAAUCCGCCACAUUCUCACUGUGCAUCUCAAGAAACAGAAACCUAACAAUGCUGAAGGGGGUGGAAAUGAGGUAGCAGACGAUCCCUCCGAUCCAUCGACCUACCUCACCGUGAAAGAGGAGUUGCUCUAA